AGCAAAUAUACCACAAAGAAAUCUUACUGUCAAAGGAAUAAAUAUCUGAAACAUCCACGUUUCUGCUGGCUACGUCUUGGCAAGGGGACUCAACAGGAAGAUGAAGACAAAGAGAUGCAGUAACCCACACCUGACCUUCCCUGUCAUGAUCAUCUUCUCCCUGUGGCUGCCAACAGGUGCAAACCACACAGGUCACCCUCACCACACAGAAGAAAUCUGGAGUCCCAUCAGCCAGAACCUCAGUGGGAACCAGAACAGGGCAGAAGCAAGCACAAAUUCUCCUCUGAGCCUCAAUUUCAGCAGCCAAACGACUACUUUUGAAAUGCAAAGUUCUCUGCCAUCCUUCUCCUCCACAACAGCCCAAAAUUCAACUUCCCCUACCCCAAGUGCAGUUUCCACCACAGGAGCAUUGGGGAAAAGCAGCAAACCCAAGAGCCCAACGACCAAAGAAACCUGUGAGGACAAUAAGUCUCUCAUACUGAUUUGCUUCAUUAUCAUUGCAGUUCUUGUGCUCAUCUGCACCUCCCUGUUUCUGUCCACAGUGGUCGUAGCCAACAAAAUCUCUUAUCUCAAGAGAGCCCAGCAGGGCAAACGCAGGCCCAGGAGCAAUGGUGACCUCCUGGCCACCAACAGCUUAUGGCCCACGGCAGCAGGAACGUGGCACAGGAUGCCCAAGGAGACAAGUGGAACCGAGCUGAUCAUGCAGGAGCUGGUAUCAGGGAGGGAUGCUGUGAACCAAAGGAAAUCCGAAGAUGAAACUACUGAGAAACUCACCAAAGCAGCAGAUAAUGAACAAGAAAGCAAAGAACCAUCCCAGUCACACAAACCCAUUUUAACCAAUUUUGUAGUUGAGAUUUAAUUCACACUCAUGUAAAAAAUCAUCCUUUGCCUUUGUUACACCAUUAAUGUAAGG
Hirundo rustica (Barn swallow) is the source of this 913-nucleotide messenger RNA. RefSeq names its product ecotropic viral integration site 2A (gene EVI2A). The coding region runs from base 101 to 859 and encodes 252 amino acids. Gene Ontology annotation, cellular component: membrane. The record is from RefSeq and is a predicted model, not a curated record. Lineage: Eukaryota; Metazoa; Chordata; Aves; Passeriformes; Hirundinidae. The transcript has 2 exons.